AACUACGGCGGAAGUGGGUUUUCUAUCUUCAGAAUGGAGGAUGUUAUCGCGAAGUACGUGUCCCAGAAAGUUAGUAAGGCCCGCUGGCGGCCUGUAUCUGCUAUUGCCUUGCAGCCCCCUGAGGUCUUCGCUACCGGGUCGUGGGAUAACGAGGAAAAUAAGAUUUCCGUCUGGUCUGUUGAAGACUUUGGAAGCUUGACCCCAAAUGGAGAAUAUCAUGGAGAACCACAUCUGCUAUGUGAUAUCGAACACAGUGGGGAUGUUAUGGACAUGCAGUUUUUGGAUCAGGAGAGAAUUGUGGCUGCUUCAUCCACUGGAAGUGUGACCAUAUUCAGACAUCAUCAAAAUAAUCAGACUCUCUCUUUAAACCAGAAAUGGGAAUGUGCACAUUACUAUGAUGUAUCCCGUGGCAGUGCAUCGUGCACUGGGAUCAUAUGCAACAGCCCUGAAAUUUUUACUGUUGGUGAAGAUGGCAGGAUAAAUGUGUUCACAGCUGAACAUAAGGAAGCUGUACGUACUAUAGACAAUGCUGAUAGCAGUACACUCCAUGCAGUUACUCGACUUCGCACAACAGAGAUCCUGACAGUCAGUUCCAUUGGUCAGCUAAAAAUAUGGGAUUUCAGACAGCAAGGAAAUGAGCCUUCGCAAAUAUUUUCAUUGACAGGGGAAAGAGUUCCACUGCACUGUGUUGAUAGGCAUCCCAGUCAGCAGCACAUUGUAGCUACAGGUAGCCAAGAUGGAAUGCUGAGUAUUUGGGAUGUAAGACAAGGCAGCAUACCAGUUUCUUUGCUAAAUGCUCAUGAAGCAGAAUUGUGGGAAAUACAUUUUCAUCCUUCCAAUCCUGAUCAUCUGUUCACUUGUUCAGAGGAUGGAUCUCUGUGGCAUUGGGAUGUGUCUGAAAGAAAAUCUUUUCUUCAUACAGGUGGGAGAAGUACUACGUAUCUGCCUCACAGAGCAGUUAAUCAAUCUGUAAUAAGCGCCUGGCUAAGCAGUGAUCCAACUAAAGACCGCAUGGAGAUCACAAAUUUAACUUCAAACCCAACAUUAUCUGUUAAUAGUUUAGAUGUUUUAGGAUCAUGUCUUGUAUAUGGAACUGAUGCAGAAUCUAUUUAUGUUAGGAAAAACCUCUUUUCAUAAUUUUAUCUCACCAAAAUAGAUUCUGCACAAUAACAUAGUAUAAUUGAGAAUGGGAGUUCUAAAAGCCAGAAUCCAUACUCUUUUCUACAAUUAUGAUUAAACUAGGGGCAUAAUUUGGAAUUGCAGAUGGAAUCCAAUUCAUAUUGCAGCCUUACCUCUUUAACCAAGUUACAUAAGGUAACCUAACAGCCUUUUCUUUCUAGUUCAUAGGUUACUAACUCCUUUUUGCAGUAAGCUGCCUAAAGCUCAAAAAUGUAAAAAAAGAUUGUUCAACCACUUUAACAGUUCUCCAAUAACUAUGAAGAGUGAAAUCAUUCUUUGUGUUUAUAGUGGCAAUAAGCUAACUUUCCAAACAAAGACUGCUUUUGGGAGACUUUGGUACGUAAAAAUGCAGUAAAGAGACUUCUCAUAGAUGUUAGAAAAAAGGUAAAUGUUAGCAAAGGAGAACAGAAACAGUAGUCUUGUUAAAAAUCCUUCAGAAAUUUUAACAGUAAACGAUGCAAUUUUUAAUAGCACCUUUAAUGUAACACUGCUUACCUCAACACUAACUAUCUGUUGAAAAGACCAAUCUUUGGCUUGUAAUAUGAAUUCUGUUUAGACUAACACCAUUACUAAGAAUUUUUAUUUGGAAGUAAGCCCUAUGGAUUUCAGUGAGACUUUUCUCCAGUUAAAUGUGCUUUGGUUCAACUGCCUUAAUUGGUUAAAAAAUGUAACUGUAAAACUAUUGAAAAAAAUCACUGACUGCAUGGAUCAUUAGUAAUCAGGAAACUUUUUUUAUUAAAUUGUCGCUAUAAGUUGCUUUUCUUACA
This is a messenger RNA of Rhineura floridana, 1946 nucleotides long. RefSeq names its product nucleoporin 43 (gene NUP43). The transcript has 8 exons. Lineage: Eukaryota; Metazoa; Chordata; Lepidosauria; Squamata; Rhineuridae. Gene Ontology annotation, cellular component: nuclear pore outer ring. The record is from RefSeq and is a predicted model, not a curated record. Gene Ontology annotation, molecular function: protein binding. Bases 34 to 1137 code for a protein of 367 amino acids.